Cavenderia fasciculata is the source of this 3783-nucleotide messenger RNA. RefSeq lists its product as uncharacterized. The transcript has 5 exons. Lineage: Eukaryota; Evosea; Eumycetozoa; Acytosteliales; Cavenderiaceae. The coding region runs from base 1 to 3783 and encodes 1260 amino acids. The record is from RefSeq and is a predicted model, not a curated record.
AUGUUAUCAAGAGCUAGUAAGAGUUUUAUUUUAGUACUAUUUAGUAUUAUCACAUGUUUUGUGGUCUUGUCUAGUUCUUCAAUCUUAUAUGUUGAUAAGAGUUCGAUUAUUGGAACAGGAUCACCGUGUGGAGAGAAACUCAACCCGUGCCCAUCAAUCAAAGAUGGAAUAUCACAACUCAACAACCAAGUACCAAACACAAUCAUCGUUAGCCCUGGCGUCUAUGACGGCCCUUCAAACAGAGAAGUCACCAUUUUAAAUUUUGUAGAUUUGGAGAUUAGGAACCAAGGAGACGAACAAUUGAUCGAGGUAGAUUGCCAAACUGUAUCUUUUGGAUUUGAUGUUCAAAACUCGACUCUGAGAAUGUCCUCUUUUGUUUUUAACAAUUGUUAUGGUAUUUUCGGAGCAGCCAUCUUUUCUAGACAUUCCUAUCUAAGUUUGACCCAAACAAGCUUUUACCAAGGAAAAGCCCAUCUCGGUGCUGCCAUUUAUAUGACCUCGAAUCCACCCACUCCAAACACCCAGAGAAGCUAUCUCAUGUGCCAUGGGUGCUACUUUUCAGGAAACCAUCCAAUCAGCGGGGGAGGUGCCAUUUACAUGGAGAACUCCAAUGCCAUCAUCUCUAGCUCUACCAUCAAAUGUAACUCUGCAUCAACUGCUGUCGAUGUCCAGGCCGUAUCAUCUGAUAUCUUGUUCAAAAACGCUACCAUUAGCUCUGCCGCCUUUCUUUGCACUGGUGACUCGUCCGUCGUCCAAGCUGGAACAAUGACCAGUCUAUGCUCCCAGAACUCUGCCUGUGAUUUUUCCCAAGGAGAUACCUUCUCAUGGAACGAAAAAGCUGUUUUGCAACAAUGCAACAACGAUGGCACCUGCCAAGGAAAUGAAAACUGUUUAGGUUGUCCUCAAGAUUGCCCAAGUUGCAGUUUUUCUGGAACCAGAUUCGACCUUCUUGAUUGUGGUAGUGGUAUUUGUACCAUUGAACCUACCUAUCCAAUAUCUUUAAAUCAAUUCAAAUUACAUCACUUGUAUACAUCAAAAAAACAAACAGGUACUAUAAUGGGUUUCUUUAAGGUAGAGCAAAGCUCUCAAUAUGUACUAGAAGCUAUUGGGUCCAAUUUAGGUGUGAACGUUUUUUUAAACCACAUUGAUGUCAUCCAAUCAAGUUUUCUUCAAACCUCAUUCAACCAAACCUUUCAAGUUCGAGUCCAAGCCAAUGUAAUCAAUGUUUUAAAAGUUGUUUUUUAUACUUCAAGCACCGACUCCCAUUCUAAUUUAACCAUUUCCCUUUUCGAAAACGGAAAAAACAUAUUAAAACCUUUCUUUUCUCAAAAUGUUUGUGGAGACGGAAUUAAUGAUCCAAAUGAAAAGAAAUGUGACAUUGGAGGAAUUAAAAAAGACUUCCCUGUCUGUGGUGAUGGAACAUGUAACGAGCCCAAAGAAUCUUGCUUGAUCGAUUGCUACAACGUCAUUGGUACAAUGUGCGACGCUCAGCUUCCUCCCGUUCCAACUCCAGUGCCACAAAAGGACACCGUUGGUUAUCUUCUCAAUAACCAAAGACUGUUUUCUUUACCAGGUUUAAACCAUCUUGCCCAUGGAUUGGAUUUACUGACUGGAGAAGAGUUGCCAAGUUACGUAUUUGACAAUGGCUAUUGUGACAACAACACUUUUGUUUUAAUACAAAAUAUGUACAGACUACGAGUCCACUCCAUUCCACCAGAAUACAACGCCGAAAUCAGUCCAGAGUGCUCCUUUGACCUUACAUCCAGAGUUUUUGAAUCCUCCAAGGCUUACAAGGAAGAUAAAACAAGUCAAUCCGAGAUCAGUGUCUCUGCCACAGUAUCUGGAAAAUACUCGUAUAUUUCUGCAUCUUUUUCGGCAGCUUACAGUCAGAGUGAGUCUGUCAGUAUUGCCAAGAAUAUGGAAAGCAUGAAGGGAGGAAAGACUGUCUCUACCAAGUCAAACUGCAUCACCUCAACAGUCUCAAGAAACUCGGUUCGGUUCCACAAAGAUUUUGUGUUUGACAUCUCUGAUAUUAUCAGCCCAGAUGUUAUGGCAAAAUUUAUUGAAAAAUACGGUGUAUUUUAUUAUAAAUCUGCUGUCCUGGGAGGGUCCCUUGAAACGAUUAUCAAUGUAAAAACCUCCAAGCUGGCCUCUGGAAACUCUGGAACAAUCGAAAAGAGUGCCGAAAUCUCAUUCUCUGGUAGUAUAUCCGCCCCCAUCGGACAAGUGUCUGCAGAUUAUUCAAAGUCAAUGGACUCUUCGGUAACCGAAGAAUCACAAAAAGAGUUUAGCGAUUCUUCCACAUCCAGCCAUGUCAUUGUAAAAGGAGGACGUGUUGGUAGCUUUGGUCCAGAUUACUCAACCCCAAAUAAUUUUGAUCAAUGUGUUAGAUUUUUACAUUUAUUAAUAUUAUUUCUAUUUGUAGGAGAUUGGUCUCAGAGUGUAGAUCUCAGUCCAGUGCCAAUCGAUUAUACUCUUGGUCUCAUCGGAGACAUCAUCCCAGAGACUUGGUUGACCAAAGAGAGAAACACCUCAAAGACUAUGAAGAAUCUAUGGUUCCAAGGUUAUCAAUACUACCUUGGCCUUGAACCAUCAUCAGGAACCCUUACAAUGUUUUUUAUGUACUCGGUGGAGCAAAGCAAACUCAACAUCACUUUGACUCAAAGUGAUAGAAUUGCCUUGAGCAAUUUGACCAUCACCUUUUACAGCCCAGACAACAAAACCUCGGAGAUGUUUAUGGUCAGUCUUCCAUCAGUUGGCUGUACCAAAGACGGAUGCAUGACAGAGUUCAUAUUCAAAAUCAACUCCACUUGGGAGUUGGCAUACGUCACCGUGGUCAACGGUUCAAACUCGAAUCUAUUUGACGGGUUCAAUAAUUAUGUGGAUGAACUCAUUGUCAAAACAGACAUUGAUGGUAAAACCCGUGGAUACCUUUUCCAUCCUCUCUCCACUGGAACAAAACAAGGACAAGUAAGGUAUCUCCCUGUUGGUAUUCCUGAAUCAAUCUCUAAUUGCCAAGCAACGAUCUCGUUUAUUGAAGACCAAAUCACAGGAGGACUAGUCACCUGUCUCCAAUAUAGCUCUGCCAGUGGGUAUAAUGUGACGGCACCCAUUUUCCCCGGUCGUACCCCAAAAUUGUUUGUAGCUGACAUUUUAGGACUCCAAACUUUCGACAUGCCCUACACCAUGACAUCAAAUGCCAAAACUCUCCAACCUAUUAGAGCCUCGUAUGAAUUUGGAAACCGUUACACCGUCUACCACACCUACUCUGGACCAUCCAACAACACAAAACUUUUCAGCAAAGAAGUCUGCUCAACAAUUUCAGGAAGCCACGGAGCUUUCUCCAUUCCAUCCCCAGAUGUUGAAACUAUGACAGAACAAGGAUACACCAUCAAAAAGACCAAACACAAACUGGAUUUCUUUGUUGGGAAGGUCUACGGUUUUCAAGUUAGACAAAACCCGUAUCUCUUGGAAACUCAAGACCAAAGCACUUCGGUCAAUCAAGGGAUUGAUUAUCACUCCUCUAUUUCCCAGUCUUUGCCUCCAAUCCAAAUAUACAAUUUCUCAGACCCAGUGAUCAUAUUGUGGAAUUGCCCAAAUGAUCCUGAUGACCCUAUUUCACAACUUUGCAACACAGAGCCCUCUUCUCUUGGGUAUGUUAAUAUAUAUGUAGGAGCAACCCAUAGGCUAUUGGCAAACCAAGACUCGAUCAUGGUUUUCAAUUUUGACAAACCUACUUCUACAGAACCAGGACCGAGCAGUAACGAUGUAGAUCCCUUAUAA